UGCUGGUGGGCUCCAGUUACAGCCCUAUAAAGGGUGCUGGGCUCCACAGACAGGAGGAGCUCUUAGCAGCUUGCAGCCAUGGGGAGAAGUGCUUUUGCCCUGGUGCUCGCCCUUGCCCUGGCAGCGUGUGUUGCCCCCGUGGAGAGGAAGUGCCUUCUCUCCGGGUCGUGGCGGAGCGACACCAGCUGCCAGAUGGUUGUGUCCACCCUGGACAAGGACAACAGAUUCUCCGGUUUUUACCUGCCAGGACCUGCUGCUGGCUACUCAGAACUCUUCACCUUACCACUGGAGGGGUCCCAGCAAGAUACAGGGCUGGUCUCACAGCCCAUUUUCUUCUUCACUGUGAGCUGGAGGCUCCAAGACUCUGAGAUUGCCCGGACAAGUGUCUUCCUGGGCCAGUGCUAUGUGGACACCAAGGGAGAGGAGACCCUGCAUGCCCUGUGGCUCCUGCGAGAGGCAGCUGACAGUCCUGCAGAGGACUGGAAAGCCACCCGGCCAUCCACAUAGAUCUUCCUCCGGCGACGACUAUCCUGAGCUGCCUGCUUGUUCCGAAUCUUACGACGCACUUUCCUCAGAACUCGCUCCUCAGCCUGCAAGGAUCAUCUCGUUAACAGCAAUCCCAGGGUGUUGGCAAUCCUCCCCUCUCAGACUGCCCUCACAUAUCAGUGCCCAGCCCUAAUGCUUGUGUUCUCUGUCCUUCCCACACCACUGAAUAAACUGCAAGGCAAACCCUGGCCUGUUGAUGCA
Messenger RNA from Onychostruthus taczanowskii (white-rumped snowfinch), 747 nucleotides. Its product is annotated as avidin-like. Gene Ontology annotation, molecular function: biotin binding. NCBI's taxonomy places the organism in Eukaryota, Metazoa, Chordata, Aves, Passeriformes, Passeridae. The record is from RefSeq and is a predicted model, not a curated record. The transcript has 4 exons. Bases 79 to 507 code for a protein of 142 amino acids.